AAACAAUAGUUUCCGGAAAUAAACCGACAAUCACGAUUGUUGUAAGGUUGAAUCUAAUCGCAAUGACAAAACGAGUUCCCAAAGUGAAAAAAAAAGUCAACUUUGGACAAGUCUCCGGAAUAUUUGAAAACGCGCGCUACAAUAUGUAGAAAUAACAAUCGCUCGCCGGUCACCUAGGUUGGGACAGAUAGAAAAUACGGGAGUGAGGAGACAAUUUUUUCAGUUUAUUGAAUGUUCUGCAAAGGCUUCUCAUCAGGAGUCAGACGUAUCGUAAUGUCAGCGAUGAAGAAGCCCGAGAUACUUUUCGUUCUCGGUGGUCCUGGCUCUGGGAAAGGCACCACGUGUUUCGAUAUCACUAAAAAAUUCGGUUACGUCCAUUUGUCAGCGGGUGAUCUGCUACGAGAGGAGAGAGCCAAACCCGGUUCUGAAUUCGGCGAACUCAUUGAGGAUCACAUUCGCAAUGGCACAAUUGUACCUGUUGCAAUAACCUGCAGUCUCCUCGAACGCGCAAUGAUGAACUCUGACAAUCCAAAAAACAGAUUCCUUAUCGAUGGUUUUCCGCGUAAUCAGGACAACGUUGAUGGAUGGACAAAGGCGAUGGCGGAUAAAGUGAUACUCAAAGGAGUUAUAUUUUUGGAGUGUAGCGAAGAGAUAUGUACAAAGCGUUGUUUGAACCGAGGCCGUCAGGGCAGCGGUCGUACGGACGACAACGAGGAGUCGUUGAAGAAGAGACACAAUACUUACAUAAACGACACUAUGCCGAUAAUCAACUAUUACGAAAAAUUGGGGCUCGUCUACAAGUUCGACUCGUCUCAGCCAAAGACGAAGGUGUUUCAGGAGGUACAAGCAAAGCUGGAGGAAAUAGGAUGGUAAGGCUCAGGGAGAAAGGAUCCGCUUGGAGAUCUCAAAGGACGAAAAUCACAGAAUAAGUUCGCUAGUUCAUUCGUUGGGAACGGAGGAGGAUUCACGUUGAAUCGAACCUAAGAAUGACGUAGAUGAGGAGCGAAUACUUCAACGCAACGGUUACUCAUUUAUCAUGAUUUUUCUUUUUAUAUAAAUAUAGUGUCGGAACUGCUGGAUGAUGCGACUGAAUAAUAACAAAUCAGAGUUAUAUUUUUUCCAAGCUGCUACGAAGCGGUCUAUAAUUAAAAGAGGUAAAUGGAAAAUAAGAGAAAAAAAGACGAAAUGCAAGGAGACGCUAGUGACAGAGAUUAACUUGAUGACAUUCCUUGUGCGAGGGUUGACAUUCAAAAGCAAAGGUGCUUUUCACAUUAAUCGGAGUAAUCAAGACAACAAUUUUACUAGAUUUAUUCAACAAAAUGUACCCUCCACGAGCCAAUGAAGCCUUUGAUCAAGCCAGAUAUCUUUUAUACACUAUACAAUAAAAAGUAUAAAUAUAUAUUAUAAUAUACAGUUAAAUAGACGUGCAGCUACUAUUCGUUGCAGUCAUCAAGGGGGAACACCCUUCUAACACAAAUAUUAUCAUGAUCGUGCCGUUAUUUCAGAGGGUAUUAGUAAGAGUAUCAAAUUAUAUAGAUUUAGAUAAUGCGGCGCUUACUCACUAAUGGUAAACAAUGAAAUAUAUUAUUAAUAUCCACAA
Venturia canescens is the source of this 1600-nucleotide messenger RNA. It is a transcript of the gene Dak1, whose product is annotated as cytidine/uridine monophosphate kinase Dak1. Gene Ontology annotation, molecular function: UMP kinase activity; ATP binding. Lineage: Eukaryota; Metazoa; Arthropoda; Insecta; Hymenoptera; Ichneumonidae. The transcript is spliced from 2 exons. Gene Ontology annotation, biological process: UDP biosynthetic process; 'de novo' pyrimidine nucleobase biosynthetic process; CDP biosynthetic process. Bases 232 to 873 code for a protein of 213 amino acids. Gene Ontology annotation, cellular component: cytoplasm; nucleus. The record is from RefSeq and is a predicted model, not a curated record.